Molecule: messenger RNA, 2551 nt
Organism: Castor canadensis (American beaver)
Lineage: Eukaryota; Metazoa; Chordata; Mammalia; Rodentia; Castoridae
Gene: Tnks
Product: tankyrase
Molecular function (GO): NAD+ poly-ADP-ribosyltransferase activity; protein binding
Source: RefSeq, a predicted model, not a curated record
UGCUGUGGCUUCCCUGCAUCCCAAACGAAAACAAGUGACAGAAUUGUUACUUAGAAAAGGAGCAAAUGUCAAUGAAAAAAAUAAAGAUUUCAUGACUCCCCUGCACGUUGCCGCGGAAAGAGCUCAUAAUGAUGUCAUGGAGGUUCUGCAUAAGCAUGGAGCAAAGAUGAAUGCACUGGAUACCCUUGGUCAGACUGCUUUGCAUAGAGCUGCCCUAGCAGGUCAUCUGCAGACCUGCCGCCUCCUGCUAAGCUAUGGCUCUGAUCCCUCCAUCAUCUCCUUACAAGGCUUCACGGCAGCACAGAUGGGAAAUGAAGCAGUGCAGCAGAUUCUGAGUGAGAGCACACCUAUACGUACUUCAGAUGUGGACUAUCGGCUCUUGGAGGCAUCAAAAGCUGGUGACUUGGAAACUGUGAAGCAACUUUGCAGCCCUCAAAAUGUGAAUUGCAGAGAUCUGGAGGGCCGGCACUCCACACCCUUACACUUCGCAGCAGGCUAUAAUCGUGUAUCUGUGGUCGAGUACCUUCUGCACCAUGGUGCAGAUGUCCAUGCCAAAGACAAAGGAGGCUUGGUGCCCCUUCAUAAUGCCUGCUCCUAUGGACAUUACGAGGUAGCUGAGCUUUUAGUGAGACAUGGGGCUUCGGUCAAUGUGGCGGACUUAUGGAAAUUUACCCCUCUACAUGAAGCAGCAGCUAAAGGAAAAUAUGAAAUUUGCAAACUCCUUUUAAAACAUGGAGCUGAUCCAACUAAAAAGAACAGAGAUGGAAAUACGCCUCUGGAUUUGGUCAAAGAAGGAGAUACAGAUAUUCAGGACUUACUGAGAGGGGAUGCUGCCUUGUUGGAUGCUGCCAAGAAAGGCUGCCUGGCAAGAGUGCAGAAGCUCUGUACGCCAGAGAAUAUCAACUGCAGAGACACCCAGGGCAGAAACUCAACUCCUCUGCACCUAGCAGCAGGCUACAAUAACCUGGAAGUAGCUGAGUAUCUUCUAGAGCAUGGAGCAGAUGUUAAUGCCCAGGACAAAGGCGGUUUAAUUCCUCUUCAUAAUGCAGCAUCUUAUGGGCAUGUCGACAUAGCAGCAUUACUGAUAAAACACAACACAUGUGUAAAUGCAACUGAUAAGUGGGCAUUUACUCCUCUUCAUGAAGCAGCCCAAAAAGGAAGGACACAGUUGUGUGCCCUACUACUAGCACAUGGUGCAGAUCCAACUAUGAAGAACCAAGAGGGUCAGACACCGUUAGAUCUGGCAACAGCUGACGAUAUCCGAGCUUUGCUGAUAGAUGCCAUGCCCCCUGAGGCCUUACCUACCUGCUUUAAACCUCAGGCAACUGUCGUGAGUGCUUCUCUGAUCUCACCAGCAUCCACCCCCUCCUGCCUCUCUGCUGCCAGCAGCAUAGAUAACCUUACUGGCCCUUUAGCAGAGUUGGCAGUAGGAGGGGCCUCCAAUGCAGGGGAUGGUGCAGCGGGUACAGAAAGGAAGGAAGGAGAAGUUGCAGGUCUUGACAUGAAUAUCAGCCAAUUCCUAAAAAGCCUUGGCCUUGAACACCUUCGGGAUAUCUUUGAAACAGAACAGAUUACACUAGAUGUGUUGGCUGAUAUGGGUCAUGAAGAGUUGAAAGAGAUAGGCAUCAAUGCAUAUGGACACCGCCACAAAUUAAUCAAAGGAGUAGAAAGACUUUUAGGCGGACAACAAGGAACUAAUCCUUAUUUGACUUUUCACUGUGUAAAUCAGGGAACUAUAUUGCUAGAUCUUGCUCCAGAAGAUAAAGAAUAUCAGUCAGUAGAAGAAGAGAUGCAGAGUACUAUUCGAGAACACAGAGAUGGUGGAAAUGCUGGUGGCAUCUUUAACAGAUACAAUGUCAUUCGAAUUCAAAAAGUUGUCAACAAGAAGUUGAGGGAGCGAUUUUGUCACAGACAAAAGGAAGUAUCUGAAGAGAAUCACAACCAUCACAAUGAGCGCAUGUUAUUUCACGGUUCUCCUUUCAUUAAUGCCAUUAUUCAUAAAGGGUUUGAUGAGCGACAUGCCUACAUUGGUGGAAUGUUUGGAGCUGGAAUUUAUUUUGCUGAAAACUCCUCAAAAAGCAACCAAUAUGUUUAUGGGAUUGGAGGAGGAACAGGCUGUCCCACACACAAAGACAGGUCAUGUUAUAUAUGUCACAGACAAAUGCUUUUCUGUAGAGUGACCCUUGGAAAAUCCUUUCUGCAAUUCAGCACCAUGAAAAUGGCCCAUGCCCCUCCAGGACAUCACUCAGUCAUUGGUAGACCAAGUGUCAAUGGGCUGGCGUAUGCCGAAUAUGUUAUCUACAGAGGAGAACAGGCAUACCCAGAAUAUCUCAUUACCUACCAGAUCAUGAAGCCAGAAGCUCCUUCACAGACUGCAACAGCCGCAGAGCAGAAGACCUAGUGAAUGCCCAUGGUAAAGGCCAGAUCGGAUUCCAACCUGGGACUGGAUUACAGUGGAUUGUUUCCAACAAAAAAUGAAUAGUCUAUAAAUCCCUGACAGCCUAGAAAUAAGCUACUUGUCUUUUCUAAAGCAUUACUAUAGUGAUGAAUA